ACAGAGCCACCGGACAGUAGUAUAGCAGAGGCAAGCCUUCGUACAAUAAACUCAUCUGAUUCUCCCGUCAUUACUGGCUUCAUGGUCUAGAAUGGGGCACAUUUUCCUUCUGUUGCUGACAUGGCUGGGGGUAGUGACAGCCUUCAGUCCGACGGACACGAACCCGAUCAACCUUGUUGUGGACCAGGCUUCAGGCGGGUUUAAGCUGAACGUACCAAACUCAACUCUUAGCUUCAACAGCGCAGAUAUCUUCUUCCAGGUGAAUGGGAAGCUGUACAGCACGGCAGAUGGCAGUCUGUUGUACACUACAUUCGCUAGCGGCCUGGGUACCGACCCGCUGGGGAAGUACCAGUACAAGUCCAUCCAUUGGCAGGCCGGGGGAGUCAGGGUGGAGACAUACUACCGUUACUACAUGGAUGCACCUGCUGUCGUGUUUGGGCAGCACUUCCCAGACGGCGCGAACGGCACCAGCGUCGGGAACCAGGAACACACCUGCACGGGGUUUCCCACCAUCGCGCUGGAGGGGCAGGCGGGCCUACUCGCUUACCUGUCCUUCGGAGGGAACAUGUUCGGAGGGGCCAGCAUCGGGGCCGGAGAGUGGUAUUACCAGACGACAGGGAUCCGGUCCGGCAUCACCGGCGGUCCUCUCGCCAUCUUCGACCGGACCCUGCACACCGUGGUCCUGUCCCCCUUCAGUCAGUUCAUGGCGGCCUCGGUCUGGCACAACGGCACGGGGGGCGGCACGUUCGGCGGAGAGGUCAACUAUGGCAUCAUGGGGGAUGUGGAAAACAUCCCACCAAAUUUUGACUAUCAGACCAUCCUGUUCUAUGACAAAGGUAUCAACCAGGCACUACACGAGUGGGGAGGGACACUGAUGAAGCAAUACGGAAAAACUAGGGCAAGAACAGAGAGUGACUUUGCCAGCAACUACAUCGGCUAUUGGACAGAUAACGGAGCUUACUAUUACUACCACACGGAAUCCGGGAAGAACUAUGAAGAGACCAUGGUGGACGUGAUGGCUUAUACAAAGGAGGCUGGGAUACCUUACAGGUACCUGCAGCUGGACUCCUGGUGGUACUACAAAGGCGUGGCAGGCGGGGUGAAGACGUGGGACGCGCGGCCGGACGUCUUCCCGAACGGACUCAGGGCUCUGUAUGAAAAGAUAGGACUCCCUAUUGUUGCGCACAAUAGAUACUGGGCAAAAGACACCACGUACGCGAAACAAAAUGGCGGAAACUACAGCUUUAUCGUUGAAAAGCAGUCGACGACGUCAAUGCCGAUAGACAUGAUGUUCUGGGACGACCUGUUUACCCAGUCUGCCGAGUGGGGACUCAUCGUUUAUGAACAGGAUUGGCUUGAUGUGGAGUUCAAAGGUCUGAAGGCGACUCUGUCCAGCACCAGCCUGGGGAAGCAAUGGUUGAUGCAGUUCGGACAGGCGGCGUCCUCACACGACCUCAACAUCCAGUACUGCAUGGCCAACCCGCGACACGCGCUGCAGAGUGUACAGAUUCCCGCUGUUACACAGGCUCGAGUUAGUGGUGACUACCACCCUGGGAACGAGCAGUGGCGCAUCGGCAUCGGGUCCAUCAUGGCGCAUGCGCUCGGAGUGCGCCCUUACAAGGACACGUUCUGGAGUACCACGAACCAAACUGGCAGUCCAUACGGCCAUGCUACGGAGCCUUACCCGCGACUCCAGGCGGCUGUAACCACCCUCAGCGCCGGGCCGGUUGGACCGAGCGACAUGGUGAAGGGCGCGGAUGUCAAGCUCAUCAUGAGGUCCUGCAAUGCAGAAGGUCUCCUGCUGAAGCCAUCACGACCAGCAACAGCUAUAGACCUACAGAUCGCACAGAAAGCGUUCCAGCUUGAUCUGGGUCCUAAGGGUGAGGUGUGGACGACGUACAGCGACAUCUCCGGCUUCCGGUUUGGGAUCAUCCUGGCUGCGGACCUGCAGGUCGACUGGAACAUCACCUCCGUCACGGCAGGCUUCGGAGAGAUGAUGUUCGGCAUGGCCUUUACGUUGCCGUUUACAACGACAUCCUUAACACCGUUCGGUGUUGCCUCAGAAAACCUGCUGUUAAAGCAGUGCGGAAAGGACGACUUCGCCGUGUGGUACACCUCACCUUUCCUGAACCUCCUGACGAACAAGACGGUAAUGAUCAUUGGUGAGACAGACAAGUGGGUCCCAAUGUCCCCCCAGCGGGUGACCAACAUCCACACGUACGGCGACACUGUGGAACUGUCCCUGACAGGAGCGCCAGGCGAGGUGGUUACCAUGUCGUAUGGUAUUGAAUCAAAAGGUUGGAUGGAAACCAAAUGUGUUCUGGACGAGGCCGGGACUGCAACACUUAACAUCAAUAAGGAAACUUGCUACUGAUGAUGACAUCACUGUGGCACUGCCCCUACAGUUGUCAGGCCAUAGUCAAUUUCUUUGUGAAUAUCCUGUAUUGUGCAAUGUUACUGACAUAUGCAUCAUUGCCAUGAUUACUGUUAAGGUAUUUGUUCUAUUUUAUGUGCUAGGAUGUUAGGGUUUGGUUUAUUACAGCAGCAACUGAUGUCCCCUCCCACAAUUUACCAAUUCCAUAAGGAUUAUCUUCCUGUCCCAAAAUUAUUUUUGGCUGGGCACACCUUCUUACUUCAGUCUUGAAGAACGAAAUGCAUUAACUAGAUACCAAAUGUGAUUUUACUGGUACAGAAUACGAAUUCUAUUAAACGAAGAUUUAGCCUAGGUGAUGCUUUGAGGAGUGUACCUCUGGCAUCUUCUCCUCCAAUGAUCUAACACUAGUUCACCUUUCUCCGUUGGGUAACCUAUAUCCGUUGCUUUUAAAAACAGGGUAUUUGGGGAUAUUAUGUCGACGGACGUUGGUUUCAAAUUGCAAUACUUUCAGUAUAUUGCAGUUUAAUCGACUUGAUAUACCUAAAGACCCUAUUUUGAACAUAUAUACAGAUAUAGGUUACCCAGCGGGUAAAGGUGAACUUGCCUUACAUACGGUUGACGUCAUACUUUAAAGAUACUGGUAGUACUUGGCUAAGAGUACUUGACGUGACAUACAAAUGACAAUGGACAAGCUGUGCUUGUGGGUAGUGCUUUCUUUAUUCCAUCUCCAUGUCCAGUGACCACACCACGUUAGCAUGAGAUAGCAAUAUACUUGUUAGCAUGGGACCAAAGAGCAACAGACUCAGUGUGUGUUUAUAUGGCAUGGCUGGAGGCAAGUUAGGUCACAGCUACAUGUAUAUACUACUGGAGCAACAUCUCGGACUUAAGACAUCAAUAACGUGACUGACUAGGAACUGUUUUGACACAACCUCAGUCCUGGAAACUUGGUACAGCUUCUCUCCCUCUGAAUGAGACAGAAGGACUGUAAUUCAAGAUAUCCAUGGUAUGUAAUGUCGUUAACUUGGACAAUAAAUUCAAGCCAAUCUAGUGAACACUCAGAAGUUACAGAAGUAUGUUAAAUCUGAUGAAAUCAGUUAUUUCUAUCAGUUUUCAAAUGCGCAGACCAGUGAAGAAAGGGAAAAGAAUUGUUCCACAUUUAACCUAUCCUUUCAGUACCCUGCUUAGAAUUAGUGUGAUUCAAAAAGGUGUAGAGACAUAAGAUGUAUGUACCUUUCAGAUUACCCUUUCAUCAUCUCUGAGGGCCAACUUUCUUCUCAUCAAUUUGAGAACCAACUACUUUGACUGGAGAUCAUGGACUACACGUCUAUAUGCAUCAUUUUGAGAGUCUGCCGGCAUACCUUUGCAGCAGUACCAUUUUGUUCCCACUUCAGGUUGCUGUCAUUUGUUUCAAAAUCAGUUACAAACAUCUUCAGUCAUGAAAAAUAUUAAGUCUCUUGACAGAACACUUUUCCACAUUGAAAACCGGGUAGGUUUCUAGAGGGCCGAGUGGGAAGAAAAGGUUUACAUCUGGUUUCAUUCUUGUAGCUUCUGUCUUAUAAAAGAAGGAUGGUGUAAGAAUAUGUUGGAAGGCCUGUGACUAUGGAGGAAAUGAAUUGUCAGCAGAAGUGCUAUAGAAUUGUUCUGUUCAAUGGUUUUGAUGGGCAAAGUAAAACAUGUUUUCCAUGUCCACUGUGUAAAGGGUCAAGGUUUUCAAACUGAAUAUUUCCUUUCUGACAAAUGUUACAUUGUUUUUCCAAUUCCAUCCAUAGUUCUUCCUACUUCAGCCGAGAUCAUCUAGCCAAUCAUACAGGAGAGUUGUGGUUUGAUCACUGAAACACCAGUUUCCACUGUUGACCAAAGUAAGACAACAUUUCGUGGCCAUCAAAAUCUUAACACAAAAUUCUAUCUUCAGUUCUAUUCUUGCCAGCAAUUCACUAAUGUUGUAUUCAGGCAGCUUAAAAAUCUACUAUCCCAUCAGUAAACAGCAUCCAUUAUAUUCUUCAACAUGAGCUUUUCAAUCAUGUAACAAGUCCUGCCAUCUUCAAAAAUCUGCAAACCAUUCUAGUC
Messenger RNA from Branchiostoma floridae (Florida lancelet), 4441 nucleotides. RefSeq lists its product as uncharacterized. The record is from RefSeq and is a predicted model, not a curated record. Lineage: Eukaryota; Metazoa; Chordata; Leptocardii; Amphioxiformes; Branchiostomatidae. Gene Ontology annotation, molecular function: RNA endonuclease activity. Bases 92 to 2374 code for a protein of 760 amino acids. The transcript is spliced from 18 exons.